Messenger RNA from Salvia hispanica, 411 nucleotides. The record is from RefSeq and is a predicted model, not a curated record. NCBI's taxonomy places the organism in Eukaryota, Viridiplantae, Streptophyta, Magnoliopsida, Lamiales, Lamiaceae.
AUGCAAGGCUCCGAAGAAUGGCAUGAUGUUGCACGUGCCCAUCCAAUUGGAGGCAUUGUUGGAAGCAGUGGUGUUGGUAGUAACUUUAUUGUAGGCAAAGCUCUAAUCAGCACCUACGUGAGGUUUCUGAACGAGACGUCACUGUCCGGGUGUUGGACGCUCAAGCCGAUUCCCAAUGAGGAGAAGGAGCUAGCCCACCUCUACGAGCGCCACGACUUCCCUUACCCGGGCGACACGGAGGCGGUGGAGGAGUUCAUUGCGAAGGGUGGGAUGAUCGGGACCAGCAUCGGGCCGAAAGAGAUCAUCGAGACGGAUAGAGAUUCGUACAAUUUCCAGAAGGAUUUGCAGGACAAGAAGCUGGAUCAAGAGGCUAUGAAGCUGUGGGUUAGGAUGAGGAGAAUGAGGUUGUGA